Messenger RNA from Protopolystoma xenopodis, 798 nucleotides. NCBI's taxonomy places the organism in Eukaryota, Metazoa, Platyhelminthes, Monogenea, Polystomatidea, Polystomatidae. The record is from the annotation of a GenBank genome assembly.
CGGGCCAGACAAGCCCGGAUUCGGCUUGCUCAAAUGAUGGCCAGCGUUGGUGCCAAUGCAGGACGAACGGGAUCAGACGAUGAAGACGACAACGAAAAGGAGAAGGAGCAGGAAGAGGAGGAGGAGGAGGAGGAGGAAGAGGAAGAAGAGGAGGAGGAGGAGGAGGAAGACGAAGAUGAGGAUGAAGACGAGGACGCGGAGGGGUACAAGGACGAGGAGGAGAAGAAGGAGAAAAAGGAGAAGAAAGAUAAGAAAGAGAAGGAGACGAAGAGGGGCGAAGAGCAGUGGGCGGAAUGGAGGCUGGGCUGGGCUGACGACGUCGUGAGGAUGCGGCGUCGGACUGGACAGCGAAGCAGUCUUGGUCUCGUCAAAACGCGUCCCAACGGCUCCUUCGGCAGACUCGGGCCUCGAGCCAGGGCCGAUUCGGAGGGCAAUGCCGAGCUUCGUCCGAUGCUCGACACAACCGCUCCCAGAAGUCCCGUUGUCUGGGCCGACGAGGAGCCUCAACGACGACAGCAACCACGACAGCAACCACGACAACCGCCGUCUUACCGACGUGGAGAGAGCCAGUUGUGGUGGGGUGACGGAGUGAAAAAGAGCCUGACUGUGGUGGAGACGCAGUCGGGCAGAGAUGAGGUGGUGAAGGAGGACUCGAGACAUGCCAGUCUCAGAUCGACGCAUUCAACCGCGGCCAGGAGGGAAGCGAAUAAAAUGAGUAAGUUCUCGCUUCAUUGCAUCUUUCACUCGGUCGUAUUGGCCAGAAAACUCACUAUAAAGCUUUUGGGAUUCACACUUUAG